Messenger RNA from Camellia sinensis, 690 nucleotides. Lineage: Eukaryota; Viridiplantae; Streptophyta; Magnoliopsida; Ericales; Theaceae. The record is from RefSeq and is a predicted model, not a curated record.
AUGCAUGAAGCUUUAGCAGUGGUGCAUUCGAUGAUAACAUCUGAUAUGAAUAGGCUGUUAAUCAGGGAGGUAUCGGAGGAGGAAAUCAAGACAACAGUUUUCCAACUAGGCUCUAUAAAGGCCUCGGAGCCUGAUGGGUAUCCAAGGUUUUUUAACCAAAGGUAUUGGGCAGAUAUUGGGGCAGACGUUUACAAGGUUUAUGGAGAUGCGUCUGGCCAAUUGAUAAACUUCCAGAAAUCAGGCAUUCAAUUUUCCUCCAAUGUUGGGCCCUGUCUCAAGCAACAAAUUUGCUCCACCUUGGGUAUGGCUACGGUUAAAGAGGGCUCCAAGUAUCUAGGGCUUCCGCCCUAUUGGGGCCAAUCAAAGAUGGAGGCAUACAACUUUUUGGUAGAACGAAUGAUGGCUAAAUUGCAAGGUUGGAAACUCCAGUUGCUAUCCCAUGCUGGUAGAGAGACUUUGACAAAGGCGGUGGCUCAAGCUAUUCCCACCUAUGUUAUGGCGUGUUUUCUUUGUCCCAAGAAAUUAUGUGCUUCUUUUAAUAAGCUUGUGAGUAAAUUCUGGUGGAACGGAGACCCAGCCAAUAGGGGUGUCCAUUGGGUCGCUUGGGAUAAAAUGAGUAAGUCAAAAAACCUUGGUGGUGUGGGUUUUUGCGAUUUUCGGGCUUUCAACAAAGCUCUGCUAGCUCGCUAG